This is a messenger RNA of Castor canadensis (American beaver), 3114 nucleotides long. Lineage: Eukaryota; Metazoa; Chordata; Mammalia; Rodentia; Castoridae. The record is from RefSeq and is a predicted model, not a curated record.
AUGUUGAUGAGUGCACAUCAAAUCCCUGCACUAAUGGAGAUUGUGUUAACACACCUGGAUCCUAUUAUUGUAAAUGUCAUACUGGAUUCCAGAGGACUCCCACCAAGCAAGCAUGCAUUGACAUUGAUGAGUGCAUCCAGAAUGGAAUCCUUUGUAAAAACGGUCGAUGCGUGAACACAGAUGGAAGUUUCCAGUGCAUUUGCAAUGCUGGCUUUGAAUUAACUACAGAUGGAAAAAACUGUGUUGACCAUGAUGAAUGUACAACCACCAACAUGUGCUUGAAUGGGAUGUGCAUCAAUGAAGAUGGAAGCUUCAAGUGCAUUUGUAAACCAGGAUUCGUCUUGGCUCCAAAUGGGCGUUACUGCACUGACAUUGAUGAGUGCCAGACCCCGGGAAUCUGCAUGAACGGGCACUGCGUCAACAACGAAGGAUCCUUCCGCUGUGACUGUCCCCCGGGCCUCGCUGUGGCUGUGGAUGGACGCGUGUGUGUUGAUACUCAUAUGCGCAGUACCUGUUAUGGUGGAAUCAAGAAGGGAGUGUGUGUGCGUCCUUUCCCUGGUGCAGUGACCAAGUCUGAAUGCUGCUGUGCCAAUCCUGACUAUGGCUUUGGAGAGCCCUGCCAACCAUGCCCCGCUAAAAAUUCAGCUGAAUUCCAUGGCCUCUGUAGUAGUGGAGUAGGUAUCACUGUGGAUGGAAGAGAUAUUAAUGAGUGUGCUUUGGAUCCUGAUAUAUGUGCCAAUGGGAUUUGUGAGAACUUAAGAGGCAGUUAUCGUUGUAAUUGCAAUAGUGGCUAUGAACCAGAUGCCUCUGGAAGAAACUGCAUUGACAUUGAUGAGUGCUUGGUAAACAGACUGCUUUGUGACAAUGGACUCUGCCGAAACACGCCAGGAAGUUACAGUUGCACAUGUCCCCCUGGCUAUGUGUUCAGGACCGAGACAGAGACCUGUGAAGAUAUAAAUGAAUGUGAAAGCAACCCAUGUGUCAAUGGAGCCUGCAGGAACAACCUUGGAUCUUUCAACUGUGAAUGCUCGCCUGGCAGCAAACUCAGCUCCACAGGAUUGAUCUGUAUUGACAGCCUGAAAGGGACGUGUUGGCUCAACAUCCAGGAUAACCGCUGUGAGGUGAACAUUAACGGAGCCACCCUGAAAUCUGAGUGCUGUGCUACACUGGGAGCUGCCUGGGGAAGCCCCUGUGAGCGCUGUGACCUGGAUGCAGCUUGCCAGAGAGGAUUUGCCAGGAUUAAGGGUGUUACUUGUGAAGAUGUUAAUGAGUGUGAGGUGUUUCCUGGCGUUUGUCCAAAUGGACGCUGUGUCAACAGCAAAGGAUCUUUUCACUGUGAGUGCUCUGAAGGCCUUACUUUGGAUGGGACUGGCCGUGUGUGUUUGGAUGUCCGCAUGGAGCAGUGCUACUUGAAGUGGGAUGAAGAUGAGUGCAUCCACCCUGUUCCUGGCAAGUUCCGCAUGGAUGCCUGCUGCUGUGCCGUUGGGGCAGCUUGGGGCACUGAGUGUGAAGAAUGUCCCAAACCUGGUACCAAGGAGUAUGAGACUCUGUGCCCCCGAGGACCUGGCUUUGCUAACAGACGGGAUGUUCUCACUGGACGGCCAUUCUACAAAGAUAUCAAUGAAUGCAAAGCCUUUCCUGGAAUGUGCACCUAUGGGAAGUGCAGAAAUACAAUUGGAAGCUUCAAGUGUCGUUGCAAUAGUGGCUUUGCACUGGACAUGGAGGAAAGAAACUGCACAGACAUCGACGAGUGCAGGAUCUCUCCUGACCUCUGUGGCAGUGGGGUCUGUGUCAAUACACCUGGCAGCUUUGAGUGUGAGUGCUUCGAAGGCUACGAAAGUGGUUUCAUGAUGAUGAAGAAUUGCAUGGACAUUGACGAAUGUGAACGUAACCCUCUCCUUUGUAGGGGUGGCACCUGUGUGAACACUGAGGGCAGCUUUCAGUGUGACUGCCCACUGGGACACGAGCUAUCACCAUCACGCGAGGACUGUGUGGAUAUUAACGAGUGCUCCUUGAGUGACAAUCUCUGUAGGAAUGGAAAAUGUGUGAACAUGAUUGGAACCUAUCAGUGUUCUUGCAAUCCUGGAUACCAGGCCACGCCAGACCGCCAGGGCUGUACAGAUAUUGAUGAGUGUAUGAUAAUGAAUGGCGGCUGUGACACCCAGUGCACCAAUUCAGAAGGAAGCUACGAAUGCAGCUGCAGUGAAGGUUAUGCCCUGAUGCCAGAUGGGAGAUCCUGUGCAGAUAUUGAUGAAUGUGAAAACAAUCCUGAUAUCUGUGACGGUGGCCAAUGUACCAACAUUCCUGGAGAGUAUCGCUGUCUCUGUUAUGAUGGCUUCAUGGCUUCGAUGGACAUGAAAACAUGCAUUGAUGUGAAUGAGUGUGACUUAAAUUCGAACAUCUGCAUGUUCGGGGAAUGUGAGAACACCAAGGGAUCCUUCAUUUGCCACUGCCAGCUGGGAUAUUCAGUGAAGAAAGGAACCACGGGAUGCACAGAUGUGGACGAGUGUGAAAUUGGUGCCCACAACUGUGACAUGCACGCCUCUUGUCUGAACAUCCCAGGAAGCUUCAAGUGUAGCUGCAGAGAAGGCUGGGUGGGGAAUGGCAUCAAAUGUAUUGAUCUGGACGAAUGUUCUAAUGGAACCCACCAGUGCAGCAUCAAUGCUCAGUGUGUAAAUACCCCAGGCUCAUACCGGUGUGCCUGCUCUGAAGGUUUCACUGGAGAUGGCUUUACCUGCUCAGAUGUUGAUGAGUGUGCAGAAAACGUAAAUCUCUGUGAAAACGGUCAGUGCCUGAAUGUCCCGGGUGCAUAUCGCUGCGAGUGUGAGAUGGGCUUCACUCCAGCCUCAGACAGCAGAUCCUGCCAAGAUAUUGAUGAAUGCUCCUUCCAAAAUAUUUGUGUCUUUGGAACAUGUAAUAACUUGCCUGGGAUGUUUCACUGUAUCUGUGAUGAUGGUUACGAAUUGGACAGAACAGGAGGGAACUGUACAGAUAUCGAUGAGUGUGCAGAUCCCAUAAACUGUGUCAAUGGGCUGUGUGUCAACACACCUGGUCGCUAUGAGUGUAACUGCCCACCUGAUUUUCAGCUGAACCCCACUGGCGUGGGUUGUGUUG